GUGAUGUUGGCGCGAGAAGAAGACCGUCAGACGGCCGUCACAGAAUGGUAAAUCAAAUGGAGGAGGCAUCUUUGUUUAGUACCGGAAAAUUCGGUCGGUUCGGAGGAAUCUUCGUGCCCGAAACACUUGUCACUUGUCUGAACAAACUUGCUGAUGAGUUCAAUCUUGUUCUUCAUGACUCCCAUUUUCAGGCUGAGCUUGCAGUUGCGCUAAGAGAUUACGUGGGGCGUGAAACUCCUCUUUAUUUUGCUCAAAGGCUCACUAAUCAUUACAAGAACUGUAACGGACAAGGCCCGGAGAUUUAUCUCAAGAGGGAAGAUCUCAAUCACGGUGGAGCCCACAAGAUCAACAACGCCAUCGCUCAGGCGAUGCUCGCCAAACGCAUGGGCCGGAAAAGGGUGGUCGCCGCCACCGGCGCCGGCCAACACGGCGUCGCCACCGCCGCAGCUUGUGCGAAGCUUGACUUGGAUUGUACGAUAGUCAUGGGUGACGUGGAUAUGGAGAGACAGUCGUCCAACGUGCUCAUGAUGAAGCUCUUUGGUGCUCAGAUAACAUCCGUUCAAGGAACAUUCAAGGAUGCCACAUCAGAAGCAAUACGAAAAUGGGUGGAAGAUUUGGACAUAAGCUACUACUUGGCCGGAACGGCGGUGGGGCCCCACCCAUGUCCGACCAUAGUCCGACAAUUCCAAUCGAUAAUCGGAAAAGAAACAAGAAAACAGGCAAUGGAGAAGUGGGGCGGGAAGCCAGAUGUAGUAGUUGCAUGUGUGGGUAGUGGGUCCAACGCGCUAGGGAUUUUCCAUGAGUUCAUCGGAGACGAAGACGUCCGAUUGAUCGGAGUUGAGGCAGCCGGCGCCGGAAUAGAUAGCGGCAAACACUCAGCAACUAUGGCUAAAGGAGUAAUAGGGGUGUACCAUGGGGCCAUGAGCUAUUUAUUACAAGACGACGAAGGCCAAAUUAUUGGCCCGCAUUCAAUCGGUGUUGGAUUAGAAUACCCAGGGGUUAGCCCAGAACUGUGCUUUCUCAAAGACAUUGGCCGAGCAGAGUUUUACACGGUGACAGAUGAAGAAGCCCUAGAUGCGUAUGGUUUGGUGUGCAGAGUAGAAGGUAUAUGCCCAGCGCUGGAGGCAUCUCAUGCAUUGGCAUAUCUGGGAAAGCUUUGCGAGGGUUUGCCGAAUGGGACAAAGGUGGUGGUUAAUUGCAGUGGGGGUGGUAAUAAAGAUGCAAAGACAGUCUUAAACUAUCAACUGGAGAAACAAAUAGCCUCACACACUUGCACUAGUCACUAGCUGUAAUGAUACUCACACAACUAAUGUUGCUCUCGUAAAUAAAAUACUCGAUACGAUACAAUCUCAGUUUAGUCGUACUUUUAGCCGUUGGAUCAUCGGGAAUUCAGGAUUGGAUGGUGAUGGUAACUAAGUUAAA
Molecule: messenger RNA, 1422 nt
Organism: Erythranthe guttata (spotted monkey flower)
Lineage: Eukaryota; Viridiplantae; Streptophyta; Magnoliopsida; Lamiales; Phrymaceae
Product: tryptophan synthase beta chain 1
Biological process (GO): L-tryptophan biosynthetic process
Cellular component (GO): cytoplasm
Molecular function (GO): tryptophan synthase activity
Source: RefSeq, a predicted model, not a curated record